This is a messenger RNA of Komagataella phaffii GS115, 1044 nucleotides long. RefSeq lists its product as uncharacterized. Bases 1 to 1044 code for a protein of 347 amino acids. Gene Ontology annotation, cellular component: ribonuclease H2 complex; nucleoplasm. NCBI's taxonomy places the organism in Eukaryota, Fungi, Ascomycota, Pichiomycetes, Pichiales, Pichiaceae. The record is from RefSeq and is a predicted model, not a curated record. Gene Ontology annotation, biological process: ribonucleotide metabolic process; RNA catabolic process. The transcript has a single exon.
AUGACCUACCCAACUAUUGAGAACCAACCUGUUAAAACGUUCAAAGUUCUGUUCGUCAACCAAGACUCCUCGGAGAAAUUGAAGUUUGUACAGCUAGAUCAUCCUAGAUUGAACGAACGGUGUGAUUACCUUUACGAUGAGCAAAAUAAUCAACUAUACGAACUAAAAAGGUUCAAUGGGGAACACGAUAAUCCUCAUUCGAAGAAACACAGAGCUGUAUACGACCAUAGGGGAUUCAUGAUAAGAUCGUUAAUAUUUGCCGAAAAAGAGUCCAUUGACGGGUAUGUCGUGGAAAACAGUGAAAUAUUAGUGGCUACAAAGUUCAAUGUUAUCUAUCUGCUGUUGAAAUACUUCAUAAUGACAGAGCUGCGGGGUAUGAACAUUAAUGAACUGGACGAGAGCAAUCAAAGCGGGAGAUUCUUAAAUUUUGACGACUUAAUAGAACAACUGCAGGAGAAUUCGGUCUUCCAAGGUCUGCCAGAGGAAUUUUUCGGCAGUCUUGAACCAAGUCUAAGUGAGAUUUGCAAGGUCAUAAGAGAAGGCGACGAGAAUUAUUAUAGAGUGUCGCCAGCAGCUAUUUUUCAGUUCUUGAACCGAAAGGUGGAAGCACUGCAGAAGAAUCUACUAGAAACCGAAAACACAGUUAAACAGUUCCUCUCUUCGAAGUUGAGCAAACCAAUCGAUCAAGGCUCUACCAAAGAGGAGGAAGUUCCCCUAGAGAUCCUCGACCUUGCAACCAAAAGAGCAGCAGUUCAACUCAUAUCGACAUACUUACCUCAAAGCCUAGGAAAUUGCCUUUUGGGACAAUUUGAAAAGGAUUGGGAGACAUUAUCUAAUCAUCAACUACUUGUGGAGAAAGCUUUUCAAGAAAGGCAGAUAGCCGAAGAGAACCUUGCGAAAUUGAACGAAAGCAUUGGCAAUUCCAGCUCCUAUUUUGGUAAACGCAAGAAUCAAAAGACGCUUGCAGCUCCUAAACCCAAAGUAAAGAAAGUAGCCGUUGGCAAGGGAGCACUGGAUGGGUUCUUUAGGGCCAAAGCCAAGUAG